AUGUGCCCCCGCGCCGACGCCAACCUCAGUUUUCUCCCGCACCCUCGGGGUACCCCUUCCUCUCCCGGGGGCCCCGGAGGCCAUCUCUCCUCUUUACCAAAUCGCGAGGUUCUGCCCUCGGAGACCCCGGGGCUUGGGCACAGGUUGAGCCGCCAGCUUUGGGUGCGCUUGCGUGCCCGUGAGUCCGUGGGGCUCUGGGCCUGCGCAGACCCCAGGGACCCCCGCUUUCCCGGGGGCUGCGGCCGCGGGAGGGGGAGCCGCCGUUCCACUUUCCGCCUUUGCUCUCCGCAGGCCGUGUUUGCGCAGCUGGUGGCCCAAGAUGUACAGCUGACCGAAGGGCCCCUGCGCUGGUACAGCAACCCAGGCCUGGCAGGGGUGUUCCUGGGGCCCGGCCUCAGCUACAACCAGCACACGAGGGAGCUGAUGGUGGCUGAGCCUGGCAUCUACUACGUCUUCUUGAACCUGAAAGUGCAGCGGGUGGUGUCAGGGGCCAGUGGCCCCUGCUCGGUCUCCGUCGCCCUGCACCUGCAGCCGCUGGGCGCUGCGGCUGCAGCCCUGGCCCUGACCUUGGACUUGCCUCCAUCCUCCUCGGACUCAGCCUCGGGUUCCCGGGGCAGCCUGCUGCACCUGGGCGCAGGCCAGCGCCUGGGAGUCCACCUGCGCACACAGGGGGGCCCACACCCUGCCUGGCAGCUUGCACAGGGCGCCACGAUCUUGGGCCUCUUCCGAGUGAGCACCAGAGUCCCUGCUGGAUUCGCCUUGCCGCCAUGGCCCAUUGACACUGGGCCUGGGCCCCUCCCGCUGGACGGAGAAUGAAUGCUGCCUUCCUUCACUGGGGCUCCUGGUGACGCCCCGGCUACUCUACCUCAACCGGCUUGGCAGGGGUCCCCGCUGCUGACCCCCCCCCCCUCGAGGACUCUCCAAGUCUCUCUCCCCUUCCUGCCCUGAGUCGAACUCGGUAUUUAUUCUGAGCUGGAGCUCAACAAUGUACUUUAUAUUAAUCCAUUCAGUUUAUAUUUAUUGAACAUCUACAUGCCAGGCCCUGUGCAGGGCUGGAGAAACAUCAGCAAACCAUACAGAAAAAAAAAAAAAGCAGCAAACCUAUUUAUGUUAAUACGUGAGAAAUAAAGACCCCUCUGCGGCCCUGCUGUGGCAUUCCGGGGGGCUCGUCUCUGGGAGUCUGUGUGACUGUGCCGUGGGGACCUCAUGCAUGGAACUGGUUUGGUGUAUCUCCUGUGCUCUCAGGUACCGUUUUCGAUGUUGGGGCCACAGCCCUGAGCAAGACAGAUAAGCCCAGCUUUGCCGAGCUGGCUGUCAGGUGAGCCUGCUUGACACUAUGACCAUGACUGUGUGUGACCAGACCACGCGGGGGAGCGGGAGACCGUGCGUGGCACGGGAUGAGAGAAGACUUACAGACAAUGACGGCGAAGUAUCCAGACUUUAGUAUAUACCGGGCAGCGCGAGUUAUCUUAUCUGAGACAUAACCACCCUAUGCUUUAGGGAUUUCUUUCCCAUCUUAUUAUUGUUUGGGCUCCCGAAGUUACCUACUCUUUGUGUCUGUGUGGUGGAUGUGCUGUGUAACACCAUUCGGCGGGACCUGGCUUGCCAACUCUGUUCCGUGACCUCAUGCUGGUUGCUUAGAGUCAGCCGUGAGGCGUCUCUGUGCAGAUGCUUCAGGCCGACUUAAUGUAUUGUGUGUGGAUCGCCUGGUUAAGACCAGGAUGGAGGCAAUGGGGUUAAACAUGUGGAUUAACGCUGAAAAGUGUGUCUUGUCUCGGGCUGUUGCAUUGUGCAUCGCACACGAAAAAUUGAGGAAGUCUUGUGCUGCGGACCAUCAUCUGAUUUACCAAAGGUGUUGCUCAACAUUACUGGCAAGCCAGGGAGCGUGGGCUUCUUUGUCGGCCCUGUUCAUCUGAGUCUUUAAAGAAAUAAAAUCAGCCUGUGUUCAGUUGUCA
This is a messenger RNA of Suricata suricatta (meerkat), 1955 nucleotides long. RefSeq names its product TNF superfamily member 9 (gene TNFSF9). Bases 1 to 816 code for a protein of 271 amino acids. Gene Ontology annotation, molecular function: tumor necrosis factor receptor binding. The record is from RefSeq and is a predicted model, not a curated record. Gene Ontology annotation, biological process: immune response; positive regulation of activated T cell proliferation; positive regulation of cytotoxic T cell differentiation. Lineage: Eukaryota; Metazoa; Chordata; Mammalia; Carnivora; Herpestidae. The transcript is spliced from 3 exons. Gene Ontology annotation, cellular component: plasma membrane.